Molecule: messenger RNA, 1803 nt
Organism: Anoplopoma fimbria (sablefish)
Lineage: Eukaryota; Metazoa; Chordata; Actinopteri; Perciformes; Anoplopomatidae
Gene: galnt17
Product: polypeptide N-acetylgalactosaminyltransferase 17
Exons: 11
Coding region: 1-1803 (600 amino acids)
Cellular component (GO): Golgi apparatus
Source: RefSeq, a predicted model, not a curated record
AUGGCUUUUGUCUUCAGACGAUGGAGGGUCUUACUGGUGCUCAACGUGCUCGCCGUCGCCGGGUUCAUGACUUUCUGGGCCAAAUGCAACAACACACGCAGCAUACAAGCCGUCGGUCCGGAGGCUCCGGUGGUGCUGAAGAGGCUCCGGACCAACCUGACGGUGCAGGGGCCCGGAGUCAGCCAGGAGGUGCUGCUGAAGAGACUCAGCUCGCUGGAGGAUGUGGUGUACAGGCAGCUAAACGGUCUGUCCAAAUCUCUGGGUCUGAUCGAGGGCUUCGGGGGUCGGGGUAAAGGCGGCCUCCCCGCCACGCUGUCGCCGGCCGAGGAGAGCGACGCUAAAUACCUGAGGGAGAAGUACGGCUACAACUCCUACCUCAGUGACAGGAUCUCGUUGGAUCGGACCAUACCGGACAACCGGCCCGGCAAAUGCAGAAAGGUCAGCUACCCGAGAGAUCUCCCCCAGAUCUCCCUCAUCUUCAUCUUCGUCAACGAGGCUCUGUCGGUGAUCCUGCGCUCAGUCCACUCGGCUGUCAAUCACACGCCGGCUCACUUGCUCAAAGAAAUCAUCCUGGUGGACGACAACAGCGAUGACGAGCAGCUGAAAGGACCGCUGGAGGAGUACGUGAACAAGCGCUAUCCCGGCCUGGUGAAGAUUGUCAGGAACCAGAAGAGAGAGGGACUGAUCCGGGCCAGGAUCGAGGGCUGGAAGGUGGCCACCGCCGAGGUGACGGGAUUUUUUGACGCCCAUGUGGAGUUCACCCCGUCCUGGGCCGAGCCGGUUCUGGACCGAAUAAAAGAGGACCACAAGAGGAUUAUUCUGCCUUCAAUCGACAACAUCAAGCAUGACACCUUCGAGGUGGAGCGCUACGAGAACUCGGGCCACGGCUACAACUGGGAGCUGUGGUGCAUGUACAUCAACCCGCCCAAACAGUGGUGGGAUGAAGGGGACAUAUCUGCUCCCAUCAGGACUCCCGCCAUGAUCGGCUGCUCCUUCGUGGCCAACCGCGACUACUUCGGCGAGCUCGGCCUGCUCGACUCGGGCAUGGACGUCUAUGGAGGGGAGAACAUCGAACUGGGCAUCAGGGUGUGGCUGUGUGGAGGCAGCAUGGAGGUGCUGCCCUGUUCCAGGGUGGCUCACAUCGCACGGAUGAAGAAACCCUACCACAGCAACAUAGCUUUCCACACGCGGCGUAACGCUCUACGCGUGGCCGAAGUCUGGAUGGAUGAAUACAAGUCCAACGUCUACCUGGCCUGGAACAUCCCCAUGGAGAACCACGGUAUUGAUUACGGAGACAUCUCUCAGAGGGCUGCGCUAAGGAAGAGUCUGCAGUGUAAGAGCUUUGAGUGGUACCUCGACAAUGUUUACCCAGAGAUGAGGAGGUACAACAACACGCUGUUCUACGGCGAGAUUCGUAACUCUAAAGCGAGCCACCUGUGUAUGGAUCAGGGCAUGAAGGAGAACCACACGGCCACCCUGCACCCUUGCCACGGAUGGGGUCCUCAGUUAGGGCGUUACACCAAAGAGGGUCAGCUGUUCCUGGGCCCGCUGGGCAGCACCGGGGACGACACUCGCUGUGUGGUGGACGAUCAGAUCAGCAGUUUUCCUCAGCUCCUCAACUGUGACAAGGUGACCAACGUGAAGCAGAAGAAAUGGCAUUUCUCUCAGAAUGAAUCGCUCAUAAACCGAGCCACGGGGCGCUGUCUGGAGGUGGUACCGGCUAACGUUUACUUCGGCCACCUGCUUGUCCUGCACCCCUGCUCCGGGCAGAGGUGGACCAUCAAGAACGCCAUGAAGCAGUAG